Messenger RNA from Triplophysa rosa, 708 nucleotides. RefSeq lists its product as uncharacterized. Gene Ontology annotation, biological process: proteolysis. Lineage: Eukaryota; Metazoa; Chordata; Actinopteri; Cypriniformes; Nemacheilidae. The transcript has 7 exons. Gene Ontology annotation, molecular function: cysteine-type peptidase activity. The record is from RefSeq and is a predicted model, not a curated record. The coding region runs from base 1 to 708 and encodes 235 amino acids.
AUGAAUCUACGGGAUAUUGGCGCUACAGAUUUGGCGACGUAUCACGUUCGACUGCACGAGACCAUGAACGAAAUCGCGACGUUUGCCAGACAAAUCGGAGGCGAUGGUAGCGUAAUAAACUUUGACAAUUACCAGGGCAUUGUUUCAUUUGUGAAUACUUCCCAUGUCCACUGGAAGUUUCUGUUCAUAAAUGCUUUGAACCAUACCGUUUAUGUGGUCAACCCAUCAAAGAGUUCCACAGAGCAAACUGAAUCCAGGCAUGCCGCAAAAAACUUCAGCAAGUAUCUAAAAAUAAGAAGAGAGUGCCAUGGGAAAACAGAGUGGCUGAACAUAAAAUGGAAAGGAGGAGUACUGACCCAUCCAACCCAGCAGGAUGCCAGUAGCUGUGGCAUCAUUGUCACCAUGAUUGCAAGGGCAGUGAUGAAGGCCUUUCCAGCUGUCCCAGUCAUAAGCUUUGGGACUUCCAAAAAAGAAAUGGCAAUUGAAAGAGAAGUAAUGGGUGCCCAGAUACUGGAAUCAUCAGUGUUUGAUGAGGCCAAUAAUUGUGCCAUGUGUGCAAUGGCAAAACCAAUCGGAUCUGGGCCUCCCACUACACACUGGGGAGAAGUGGUGAGGCAGGAUCAGAAGGAACUGAGUGAUGAUUGUGCAUGUGCACCAGACAAAGAUAAGGAAGAUGACGAAGAUCACAACGACCCCCCAUUGGCUUAA